AUGGGAGGCAAGAAGAAAGGACGCGGAGGCGGCCGCGGCGGCGGCGGCGGCGGCAGAAAAGGAGGCCGAGGCGGCGGCGGCGGCGGGAACACGUCCAGGAGCGGAUCCAUCGCGCAAAAGGAAAUCCCGAAACCGAUCCCCGUCCCCGCGGCGGACGCGCCGGAGGAGACGCCGACGAAGCAGCCGCUCCUCGCCGCCGACGCCGGGGGAUCGAGCGACGGCGACGGCGACGGCGACGCCACGGCGGCGCCGUCCCCGCCGAAGGAGACGCCCGAGGUGAAGGCUGAUGAGGAACAGAAAUACGAGCCCCCGGUCGUCGUCGACGCGGCGCCCGUGCCGGAGCCCGACGCGCCGGCGUCCCCGCCGAAGACGGAAGCCGCGCCCGCGGCGGAGGCGUCCACCCCCGCGGCGACGAACGAGGUCACCCUCGAGGAAAAAGACACCUCCCCGCUCGUGCCGUCGCCGCCCAUGGACAAGAAGGCGACGCCGAGCAAGGAAGAGGUGGACGCGUCGGAGAAGCAAGCCGCGGAGCAAGAGAAGGACGGCGCCUCCACGAACUGCUGCGUGAUCAUGUGA
Micromonas pusilla CCMP1545 is the source of this 576-nucleotide messenger RNA. RefSeq lists its product as uncharacterized. The transcript has a single exon. The record is from RefSeq and is a predicted model, not a curated record. NCBI's taxonomy places the organism in Eukaryota, Viridiplantae, Chlorophyta, Mamiellophyceae, Mamiellales, Mamiellaceae. The coding region runs from base 1 to 576 and encodes 191 amino acids.